Molecule: messenger RNA, 2298 nt
Organism: Trypanosoma rangeli
Lineage: Eukaryota; Euglenozoa; Kinetoplastea; Trypanosomatida; Trypanosomatidae
Product: DEAD/DEAH box helicase-like protein
Exons: 1
Coding region: 1-2298 (765 amino acids)
Molecular function (GO): ATP binding; nucleic acid binding; RNA helicase activity
Source: RefSeq, a predicted model, not a curated record
AUGGUGUUGCUGCCCCUCCUGGCGGUGUUACCUGCGGGAAUGCGGAGCGCCUUCGCUGCGGGAUACUGUAGCAACAGCAGCAGCUCCUUUGGCCGCGUCGGUGCCGCCCUCCUCAAUGCCACGCGCAGUAUUAUCGUGCCGCAGCAGCUCAAGGCGUACGGUGGCACCUUCAGUCGCUCCAUCGGGGAACGCGCCGACCAUCUUGUCGGUAACGUUCUGCUGCAGAGCCUUUCCCCGUCCCGCACCGCCAAAUCUCCGCUACUCGCAACAAAUGUAAAGACAAAGACGGUGACAAACUUUGAGGAUAUGCUCCUCGCCCCGGAGCUGCGCGAGGCGCUGGCUCAGAGCCUGCACAUUACCACACCGUCCCCUAUCCAACAGACGGCUAUUGAGGUGAUUUUGCAGCGGAAAGACACCGUGGUGGCGGCCCCACAUGGUGAGGGCAAGACGCUCGCCUACCUUCUCCCGCUGUAUCAGAAUAUGAUGAAGGAUCGGGAUGUGUACAAGAUUCCACUGCGCGAGCGUCGUCCCCGCAUGAUUCUGCUUGCCCCAACGAAGGAGCUUAUUGCACAGCUGCAGCAUGUUUGCGCCACAUUGGACGCAGCCACCGGUCUCCGCUCGGUCUCCUUCAGCUCCCGUAAGCGGGCCAAACACCACUUAAGUCUGCUGAUGAAGAACACGCUGGCGGAUGUCGUUAUCAUGGACCCAAAGGUGGUUCUGCGUCUGAUUCGCUCUCGUCGACUGUUUCUUGACGACAUCCGCUACGUUGCCGUGGAUGAGGCCGACGCGAUGCUCUCCUCUCAGCACGAUCACGACGCGGUACACCUUCUCAUGAAGGUGCAAAAGCGGAUGAUGUUUAAGUACUUGUGGCCGGUGCAGACCCAAACGGUCUUUGCAACCGCCUACAUUACACGAAAGCUGGAAUUUGUGGUUGGCAAAAAGUUCCCGCAGGCUGUGACAUGCUUGCAGCGACAGCGCAUGCAUCGCCCCCCGGACACCCUGUCCCACCGCUUCUUUGCGAUCCAUCGCACACAGGAAAAGAUGGAUGUCCUGCAGCACGUCCUGAAGAAGCACGACAACCAGCCACGCGUCAUUUCCACUGAUGUGGAUGAGGUGCAGGCACACACGCAACCGCACUACUUGACAGGGACACUCGAAGAGUUUAUGGAGCAGCUACGACACGCGCCACCACCGCCGCGGCAACCGCAACCGCAGGCACGUCAAUGUGAUUCAUCGCCAGUGUCGGCGGAGGAUGUUCUGAGACAGGAGGAGGAAUUCCAUCCCCGCCCGGGCGGGGCUCAUGACGGGGCAACAACUUCGUUUUGCACUUCUUCCACUUCUGCCUUAUCUCUGGAUGUGAAACGCGAUGGGCACGAGGAGGUGCGUCGUAUCUUGGAACGUGUCCGCCCUCUGCGUUGGGAGCAUCUCACAACCGUUGCUGCCCCGUUUACAUGCCACAUCCCCCGCACCGUCUUUGGCGAAGGGCAACGGGUCAUUGUCUUCACAAGUGGUGUUGAUUCUGCCACGGCGGUGUACCACCAGCUGCGCGGGCGCGGCUUCGCGUGCUCCCUGCUGCACGCCGCGCUGCCGUGGGAUGUUCGCCGGCGCAUGUUUGCCGAUUUUGCCUCUGGUCGCACGAAUAUUCUUUGCGCCACCGACCUCGCUGCGCGUGGGCUAGACGUCCACGUGGACGUGGUGGUAAACUUCGACAUGCCCACCAACGCGCUGGUGUACCUCUCGCGCGCCGGCCGCACGGCACGACAGGGGCGCCUGGGCAAAGUCUACAGCCUCUACACCAAACACCAAGGCGUCAUUGUCGCCGCGGUGCGGGCCUUCCUACGGAAAAAUCUGCCGCUGGAGGGGCUGAGCAACUGGAAGUCGCACAUGAUGACCCCGCGCUACGCGGAGUGGCGCACCCACAAGAUGAACGCCAUUGCCCGCUCGUACGUGUCGCUCAUCACGCAGAAAACAAUUCCAGCCCAUCUGGAGCGCACCUACCUGCACCACAACGCCACCUGGCGCCCGCUGUUUCACCCGCAGACGACAGGCAUUCACGGCGGUGUUCCGCCGCGGCAGCAGCAGCGCGUGAUGGACGCCGUUAUGGAUCAUGCGGUGUGGUUUCGCCGCGCGCAACUGGCGCGACGAAAGGGCGGCCGUGCAAAGUUUGGCAGGCGCGACGCCGCACGCGGCGUGUGGAACAACAUUGGCGGCAUCGCAACCAACUCGGUGGCGAACGCGGCGCAGAGCUCAAAUCCCGGCGGCCCUGACUUUGGCCCACCGCAGGGGCCGCCCAAAUGA